UGUUACCGUCUGUGGGCCCAUUUAGCAAGCAGCUGUGACUGCGCGGCUUCGUUGGAACAGAAACGGAACUUGUUGGGUCUGGUCUGCGUCGCCCGCCCAUGGAAGCUUCAACAAAAAGCCUUCCCGACAGUGGGGAGUGUGAGCAGGCGAAGACGACGGAGGACCUUUGUCUGUCCGGAACUCACAUUCCUGCAAAUGUGAGGCGCUACUUUGAGAUGGGAGCGGGCCGAGGCCAAACAGUUCGUGAAAACGAGCUGGCAUUCCAAAGGUGGCGCUUCCUGCCCAGAGUGCUGAGGUCUGUGUCGCAGAGGCGUUUGGAGACGAGUCUGCUGGGACAGUCGGUGUCCAUGCCGGUGUGCAUUGCUCCAACAGCCCUGCACAAACUGGUGAACGCGGAAGGCGAGCUGGCCACUGCCAAAGCUUGCGCUCGUGCGGGGACCGUGAUGGUGCUGAGCAUUUUCAGCACAUUCAGCAUCGAGGAUGUGCGGAAAGCGGCUCCCAACUGCUCGUUAUGGCUGCAGGUAUAUCUCUACAAGAAUCGUUCCAUCACACGUUACCAAGUGGAGCGCGCCGAGCAGCUGGGAUUCGGUGCCAUCGUCUUAACGGCAGACUCGCCGGUAAUCGGCAGUGUGGAGACCGAGGCCGCAGACUGGGAGGCGAGGGGAAUACGCUGUCCCAACUUCGAUGAGUGGGGCAUGGAAGCAGCUCGACCAGCAUUCUGGGACGCCGGCGCUACUUGGAAGUGCCUUGAGUGGCUACGAAGCGUCACCGCGCUGCCCAUCGUAGUGAAAGGAAUACUGCGCAGAGACGACGCUCUGCUGGCCGCAGAACAUGGCGCAGCCGCUAUACUUGUGUCUAACCACGGGGGACGUCAGCUGGAUGGAACCAUAACUACGUUAGAGGCUCUGCGUGAGGUAUCUGCUGCCGUCCGAGGCAUGCCAGUCGAGGUGUACGUGGACGGGGGAGUGCGCGAGGCUGCAGACGUCGCCAAGGUACUGGCACUGGGCGCCAAGGCUGCCUUCAUCGGGCGCCCCGUCGUCUGGGCGCUCGCGCAAAAGGGAGAAGAUGGUGUGGCCAACUUGUUAGAGAACUUCAGGAAGGACUUGGAUCGGAUUCUCGCUCUUUUAGGCUGCCCUUCAGUGGAUGACAUCGACUCGUCAUUUGUGCGGUGUCACGACUCCAGCAGCGGAAGUCUGGAGCAGCAAAGCGUACAAGAGGCGUAGAAAAGAAGAUAUAAGCACCGCAAGUGGAGUGGGAAAUGGUUCCUUGCGGCAAUAUGCAUGUGCGAGUUGGGCGCGGUAGUCACCACCCUAUCGCGUUUCAUUGGCGCCUAAUAAUUAGUGCGGCGUUCUUCGCACCUUACUACAAAC
This is a messenger RNA of Dermacentor silvarum, 1370 nucleotides long. Its product is annotated as 2-Hydroxyacid oxidase 1. NCBI's taxonomy places the organism in Eukaryota, Metazoa, Arthropoda, Arachnida, Ixodida, Ixodidae. The transcript has 10 exons. The coding region runs from base 99 to 1223 and encodes 374 amino acids. The record is from RefSeq and is a predicted model, not a curated record. Gene Ontology annotation, molecular function: FMN binding; oxidoreductase activity.